Phycomyces blakesleeanus NRRL 1555(-) is the source of this 1758-nucleotide messenger RNA. RefSeq lists its product as hypothetical. The transcript has 4 exons. The coding region runs from base 1 to 1758 and encodes 585 amino acids. The record is from RefSeq and is a predicted model, not a curated record. NCBI's taxonomy places the organism in Eukaryota, Fungi, Mucoromycota, Mucoromycetes, Mucorales, Phycomycetaceae.
AUGCUGGCAUCAGACUUACCUUUUGAAAUUCUCUCGCAAAUUGCAAAACUUUUAUUAACGGAUGAUAAGCUGACUUAUAUUCUCACUUGCAAGGGAUGGAAAAUCCCGUUUCAAGAAUCGCUUUGGGAGAAUAUUAAAGUCGAUUCCAUGGAUAAACUUAAAGACAUAUGUGCUAUUGUAAAUGAUCCAACUGCCCAUGUUUUCAAAACCUUUCCAAACUUGAAGCAUCUCGAUAUGGGAUCGCUGUAUUUUUACGAUAUCGACAUAAGCGAUACAACGUAUGGUCCUCAGUGGACGUCAGUGACCAGCUUAAAGUUACAGAUUGUCCCCGAAACCUGGAAAACGACGGCCCCGUUCAUGAUCGAGGUCUUGAGAAAUAUCCCCAAUCUUCAAUCAUUAGGCAUAUAUCCAUAUCAACGUUUUGAUUCGAUGGUCUUUGACUUUAAUCGAUAUAAUGAUCUUCACCUGGCAUUACCGCAGCUGGUAAAUUUUAGGGUUCAUUUGAGGCUCACGGAUAUGCACCCAGGCGCAGUAGCAAGAAUCCCAAGUACUUAUCCAGCGCUGAGUUGGGUGUACUACUUUUGCUUCAAGUACCCAAACUUGCAAGCUCUGACAUUUUCAUCCUUGCGCCAGCUCGGAGGAAUAUCUGUUAUGGAGACUAACGAAAGAAAUAUAGCACUCCUUCGUUCGCUGGAGACCGUGUGUUUCUAUACUAAGGAGCUGUCCGAAUGGUCGCAUGUGAUAUUCUGGGAACUACUUUGUCCGUCAAAUGUAGCUAUCAAGAGCUUGAAGUACAGGAUACGAUCCAGAGACCCUGAUGUGACCUUGCUUUGUAGGGUUACUGACCGAUUACUGCAAUCAUUUAGCACAACACUCGCAAAAUUGUCGAUUAAUUGGGGCAUAAGUUUUAAUACUCGUAUUGCCUUUGAGCCAAAACUCCAGUACUCUUCGUGGCUAGUAAGCCUUAAAAUGAGGGAAUGUGGGCUAUCGAUUGCAUUGGACGAUUUAUUGGAUCAUUGUCCAUCAUUAGAGCACUUCGAGUUUUCUGAUGGGAGGCUGUACAAUAGUAGCCCAGAAACAUCUGGAGAUCCAAGGCAGCAUGGAUUAUUGCUCUUGAUACUGGAUCUUGUCAUAACAAAUGUUUCUGUGCUCAACUACGCGACUUUUAAAUGCAAGGGGUUGGAAGCUAUACAUUUGAAGAGCAUGAGAAUUUGUGGAUCGGUAUCUGCUAAAACUAGAAGCCUGUGCAUUGGCAUGUCUUGCCUAGAACUCAAGACAUUGAUCCUGGACCACGUCAAGUUCUACUCAUCCUCUGAAGAAAACAUGAGCAAGGAUCCAGACAUCAACUUGAUAUUGCUUUCCAACCUGACCAGUCCUCGCGAGUCAGCCGAGACAAUAGAGAAGAGCAAUAAAGAUGUCAAUUGGAAAUCUUUUGUGGAGUAUCUGGCCUGGUACCAUCUACGUGGGAAAUAUGAUGACAUACAUGACUCUGCCGUAAAGAUCAGACCGCUUUCAGAUCAAGAAUCCUGGACUGCAAAUGAAUAUUUUCAGGUUUCACAGUUUAAAAGCAAGACGGAUGUCUUUGAAGCUGAAGAAUCUUUGGAUGAAAAGGCUAAUGAAGAAGAUUGGAAGAAAGAUCUGUGUGGUGGCUAUGUUGAAUUGAGGUGUAGUCACAGGACGAAAUAUGAUGUGCCUUUAUCGAAUCACAGAGAGUUUUAUAUUUGGCCAAAAUCAUUUUAUGGCUUUGGUAAAGUAUAA